AUGGACAAAAUGUUAUUCUCCUUCUUGAGACUCUGUUUUGUCCUGCUUACGGCAUGGACAACUUGGGCUGCGGCCGAUUUUGCGCUGUACAAAAACUAUGAUGCAGACGCCUUGAUUGCUGGGCUCUCUCUGAGUAGUACGUGUCUUGCAGCACUGAACACCACCGUCUCUUGCAAUGAAACCGCCAUUAGCCUAUUAGGACACGGGGCAGACAUCCACUUCUGGGCGACUGCUGAGGUAGAGAACCUCUGCACGACAGACUGUGUCUCGUCCCUUAGUUUCUGGAAGGAUAAUGUUGCAACAGUCUGUGCAGAAGAGACCACAAUCCAGGGCAAUGUCGUGGUCAAGGCGAGAGCGCUACCACUGACAUUUACCUAUAAUUCCGAUCUUGUAUGCAUGAAGGACAGUUCAUCAAAUUGGUGUUUCCUGGUCUCUCAGACAUGGCAAGGAAGUGACUAUAUCCGUUGGGAUCCAACAAUGUGCUUCGCCGAUGGUGAUGACAACAGCACAGUCGCGCCUGAAUGUGCCGAUCCAGAUUUUGACGUCGGUGAUAUCAGUGAUGACAUGUCCGCUCUAACUAAUAUAUAUGAAGAGAAAUUGUUCUGCAAUGAGUGUUUCUUGAAUCUGUAUCGGCAACGUCUCCUGAAUCCUUGGCUACCAGUUACCAAUUUCACGGAUUAUUUAGUCGAUCAGUUCAACCUUGUUCAAACAAAUUGCUCAACAACGCUGCCUUACAGCACUUCAGCCUCCACCUUAUACGUAGGGACGGCAACGGCUACUACCACCACCAGCGUAACGACGACAGGUUCCUCCGCAACAACUACACCGACUUGUCUGGGUCAAAUGGUGCAGCCGCUGCAAAACUGGCUCACCUGCAAUGAUCUUUGCGAUACGUACAAUAUAUCAACAGGUGACGCUAGAGUUGCCACUGGGGAUUACGCUUGCUAUUUCGACGAGGCUACCUGUUUCCCCCGUCCAUGCGAGAUCGAUACGGUUUGGGAUACACCAAGUUGUGACGGCCUUGCCACGAGAUAUUCCAACUCGACUUACACCGUGACCACUGCUCAAUUGCUUAGCUGGAAUACUAAUAUCCAGGGCAGUUGUUCAGGGAUUGCAGCAGGACAGCGUGUAUGUAAAAGUGAUGCUAACCAGACUCGGCGAGAAAAAAGUGCUCCUGGAGGAACGUUUCCUAAACCCAACGCGACCAUCACGGCGCCUGGCGCGACCAGCGAGCCUACUUACUACACAGCAGCCACUGCGGCUUACCCGACCCAAAGUGGAACCAUCAGCGAGUGCGGUAACUACUAUCUCGUUGUAGCCGGUGACGACUGUUCUACCAUCGACCUGCGCUUCGGUCUGAACUUUAGCCAGUUGCAAGAGUAUAACCCGUACCUUAACUCCACCUGCGGCAACCUGUGGCUUAAUUACGACAUAUGCGUCGCCCCUGUCACCCCUGAGACAGUCUCAACGGACGGUACGUGCCCUGCGGGGGUUACCUGUGUUGGAAGUGCCUUUGGCGACUGCUGCUCGCCAUUUGGCUACUGCGGAACCGGGUCAGAUUACUGUGUCAGCACAGGCAACGGCACCGCGACGCAAGACGGCACCUGUGGACCUGAUUAUGGGGGCACGACUUGUAUUCCCAAGUUCGGAAACUGCUGUAGUAUAUACGGCUACUGCGGCAAUGGUACCACCUAUUGUGGUGCAGGGAACUGCUAUUCUGGCAGUUGUGACACUGAUAAUGGCGGCCCGUCCACAAAUGGAGAAUGUGGCCCGAAUUUUGCCGGAAACAAGACCUGCACUGGUACCCAGUUUGGGACGUGCUGUUCCGCGUCUGGUUAUUGUGGAAGUACCAGUGACUACUGUUCUGGGUCAAACUGCUAUAGCGGUGCUUGUACGUCGUGA
This is a messenger RNA of Penicillium psychrosexuale, 1902 nucleotides long. RefSeq lists its product as uncharacterized. The record is from RefSeq and is a predicted model, not a curated record. Lineage: Eukaryota; Fungi; Ascomycota; Eurotiomycetes; Eurotiales; Aspergillaceae. The coding region runs from base 1 to 1902 and encodes 633 amino acids. Gene Ontology annotation, molecular function: chitin binding. The transcript has 8 exons.